AAAAAGGUAGUACGGGUGAGUGGUGAGCCACUACAGUGUACAUACUGUGAGCGCCAAAAUUGUUGUUGAGAAUUCGCAUGACUCCGACAGCCUGACCGCAAGAAUUUUUCGACAUUGAAAUCUUUUGCAAUAAACAAUUCCAGAAUAAGGCCAAAAUGCAGAGAAACAGUGAAGCGGGACCGUCGGUCGUGCACGACGAGCUGGAUGCGUUUCACGCGAUGUCCAAAGAAGCCGUCAAGGUGGACCGUUGCCUCUUGCAGCAAUCGGAGAACUUGCAGAGGCUGACGAAAACAACUGACAGAUACGCAGCCAAGCUGGAGAAGCUGAAGACUCAGUCUGCACACUUGGACGACCAGCUUAAAUUCGCCCUCAUCACCAACAAAUCCAUCAAGGAGAAUCUGAAAGGAAAAAGGCAAUCCAAGCAGACAAUGGAGGCUCUGGUGAGCAACCUAGAGAGGCAGUUGUACCUUGAGGAAAUUGACAUUCAGAACAAGGUGAAAGGCUUUGAGCAGACGCAGGAAAAGUACGACAGCAUGUGGAAGAAAUACGAGGAGGUGUACAAGAAGAUGCCUCACAUGGCGAAGAAAGAGAAAGCAGAAAAGGAACUGGAAGAGAUUAAACUGAAGGCCGAGAAAAUCAACAGAGAGACUGAAAUCAUCAAGGCAGAGGCUGAUGCCAUUGAGAGAGAUACUGAACAGAAGUGGUGUGAAGUGGCCCUGCUGCUCGCCAAACAUGACAGAAACCUGAAAAUUCAGGACAAAUAUGAUGCCUUGGUUAGGCAGAGAGAUGAGCUGCGAGACGAAGUCCAGAUGCUGCAAAUUGAGCUGGAGAAGGCUGAAAUCGUGUCCAAGCGUGACGAAAGCCACGAGAAGAACAAAAUCGGCAAACUGAGAAACAUGAUUGGCACGAUGAAUAUCAAGGAUAAGCAGAUAUUCGAAUGCCUGGAAAUGUCUGAUACGCAGCAGAGCAAUGAGGAGGAAAGCGAGUCCGAGACUUCAGAUAUGGAGAAAAAUGACUUUGACAGCCUUUUUGAUAUCGAGAACGAUUUUGAAGCAGCAGUGGGUGCAAGGGGCGUUCAAUUCCCGCAGAAUUUGAAGACAAGCAGCCCAAAGGAGUCGAGGAAGCAACUGAGCCAACCAUCCCAGAAGAGAAAGGCUUCCUCUCCUUUGGCGCCACGGUCUCCAGUGAUCACCGUGUCUCACAACUCUCAGAUGCAACCAAUUGAGCCUGAGCCAGCAGUUCUGGUGAAGGUGGUUGAAAUCGAAGCGAGCCAAAUCAUGAGAAGCGUCCUCAAGGAAGUUGAGACUUGCGAGCAAGUGGAACUAGAAGAGCUCCCAGAGGAACCCGCUGUUGCUCCCAGCCAGCAAGACGAGCUUGAGCCGAUUGUCGAAGAACCAGCAGCGGCUGUUGUUGAGGAAACACCACUGAGCGCUUCUGCCGAGGAAAACUUCUGCAGCCAGAUGACCGAGGUGCCGAAGGACUUGCAGCUUGAGCAACAAGAGAUUCUGGAAGAAACUAAUCCAGUUUUCAAUGUUCCAGAAAGCCAGAACCUAGACGGGAAAGAUGGCGAUGCGUGCUCACAAGGAACGGUGAGCACGACUGCCUCGUCACAGGUCAACCUGCUGGACGAUGAUAAGCGCAAGGAGUAUAUGCGCCGGCUGAUGGCCUCGCCCAACCUGACAAUGCGGGAUGAUGAGGCUCCUGCAGCCACUGCUCCGAGAAGCCAGACAGCUUCCAGCGCCGUCUCGGACAACGGUUACCUGCAGAACUUCUUCCGCACCCUGAACCAAGGUGGUGCUGCUCCAACUAGACCAGCUGAUGGUUUGGCAACCCAGAAGUUGUCUAACACAGAGGCCCAGUCCAUGGCCAGUUUUGUUCUGGACCAAAAUCCCCAGGGUGCCAAGACAGGCGGUGAUUUUGCCUUCCCAUCGCUGUCUAGUCAGACAGAUUUUGCAGGAUUUGGAUCUGGCGCCAGUGGCAUGUUCGGCGCUGCAGCUCCAGAAGGGGAAGCAGCUGCAGGCUUCUUCAACUUCGCAAACAAUACAUCCGCUCCCCAGCAGCAGCAGCAGCCAAGUGGCUUCUCCUUCAAUUUUGGCGACCAGCCACAAAAUUCUUCCUUCAUGAAUUUAUUUUAAGUUUUGACUGAAUUUCGCUGUGGGAAAAUGCCCAGUUAUUUUGUUUAGAAGUUCUCUGCAAUUUUACUUUGUGAAAUGAAGGUGGGUGGAAGCUAAGAAAUUAUCUUGUGUGUUAAUUAAACUCAAUUUAAAACUUUUGACUGAUAUAAAACUACUAAUUUGGUUGUGAAUUGAGCUACAUAUUUUGUGUUCUCUUGAGGCCAAUUUGUUAUUAAUUUGCAUUUCAUUCUAAAAUAUACUUAAUAGAAAGUUAAAUGAAAUAAUUUACUCGAAAUGAGCACGGUUCAUGAAAUUUUAAGAGCAGAGGUUGACUAAAUGGCAAACAAGUUUCCAGAUGUAACCGCCUGCUUCCUAGAGUUGCUGCCAUUGAGGGGUAUACCAAGUAGUAAAAAUGUUUUAAUAAAAGACGAUUUCCUGUUACCGCCCAAAACAAAUAUAGCGUCGUUUGUCCUAAAUGAGAAGCUUGAAAAUUAAUAAAAUAGCCUUCAGAAUA
This is a messenger RNA of Cloeon dipterum, 2628 nucleotides long. RefSeq names its product myosin-2 heavy chain-like. The transcript is spliced from 14 exons. Bases 156 to 2135 code for a protein of 659 amino acids. NCBI's taxonomy places the organism in Eukaryota, Metazoa, Arthropoda, Insecta, Ephemeroptera, Baetidae. The record is from RefSeq and is a predicted model, not a curated record.